CUGACCAUAGAGAUAAAUACCAAUAACAUUUAUGCUCUUGACUGUAGCAGUUUACUUUGUUGCGUAUAGGCAUUGUGCACAACAACACUAACGCCUCUAUAAAAAAAAAUCCAAAGUGUGACAUUUAUUUAUCCUAGUUAAUUUUCUGAGUGAUGAUAUUCUCCAUUGAUCAGUACUGUCGAACCCAUGUAUUACUCACUUGUGUGCUUCUGACCGAAGCAGGUUCGUUUUACUGAUAAGAUGUGAGCACUACUACUUUGGACAUUAACCUAAUAUGAUAAGACAUUGCGCAAAUGAAUUAACAGUGAUAAUGUGAGAAGCUGAAGUGGUUAAAGAGAGAGCAAAAUGAGAGUUAGUCAGUUUCUAGAAUGGGCAAACUGGGGUUAGUUCGUGGAGUCCACUUUGUGGCAAUCAUCUGCAUGACACUGGGUCGUGAUUCUCUCCCAAAUAUGCAAGCCGAGUUUGAGAUCCUGCACACCUGGGACAGCAAUCCUGUAACUCAUGACCCCAUCAGGAUCAUCUUCUCUCCUGGUUUUGGAGGGCUAAAAAUGAAGGUCAUUGCUCCCUUCUUCAAUGACCCUGAGGCACCAGCAGGACCACCCGGCCAGCCCUUCCCUGGACUCUGGGAUUAUGAAGUUGUGGAGUCCUUCUUUCUCGAUAGUACUACAGACAAUUACUUAGAGGUGGAGGUUUGUCCACACGGUCAGCACUUGGUAUUACUGCUGUCAGGGGUCGGCCAAGCGUUCCAGACGCAACUGCCAAUAGAUUUUAGUGCUACAAUCAUCGGAGACAAAUGGAUGGGUGAGGCUCUUCUACCCUGGAUGUACUUUCCUCCCAAUGUGAACAAGAUGAACUCUUAUGCGAUUCAUGGCUCUGGAGAGAAGCGCACAUACGAAGCACUCUAUCCCAUACCCAGUGAUGAGCUAGUUGAGGGACAAAAGCCAAACUUCCACGCCCUAAAGUAUUUUGGAAAUUUCCACCUUCAAAGCAUCAUGGGGGAUGGUUGGGAGCAGCCAGAGUCUGAUCUGUGGAAGGGGAAACCAUGAGCUUUUCAGAAACUCACUCAUUCGCUCCCUGAUGGCUUUCCGGUACUUGGAUGCAACUACGUACAUCAGCCUGUGUUCACACAUCACUCAAUUCGAAAUGGAUCUUUCAGUCAUGUGUGCCGGUGGUUUAGGCAAAGUCCUUGCCUGUAAUUAUACAAAGUGCAUUCUGUGUAUUCCACAUAUUCUGUAUUUUUUAACACCACAUUUUAAAUAUUGGUGGCAAUGAUUGUAACAAUCCUUUCCAUUUAAUUUAUUUGGUUAUUUUGAGAGUGUUUUCCCGUCUAUUAAAAGGGAAUGAAUUAGUAAUCAUUUAAAUAUUUUGUGGUAAGUCAUUAAGCAUAAAUUUUACAUUGUACACACA
This is a messenger RNA of Syngnathoides biaculeatus (alligator pipefish), 1407 nucleotides long. RefSeq names its product chromosome 9 C4orf33 homolog (gene c9h4orf33). The transcript has 6 exons. The record is from RefSeq and is a predicted model, not a curated record. NCBI's taxonomy places the organism in Eukaryota, Metazoa, Chordata, Actinopteri, Syngnathiformes, Syngnathidae. The coding region runs from base 369 to 1046 and encodes 225 amino acids.